CCUUGAACUUUUCGCAGUGUUUUGCUUCACCUCCUGAACAAGUGAUAGGCGUACUGGAGGAGAAGUUGUCUUUAGUUUCGCCUUCCCCUCUUCGUCAUGGAGUCUCAGGGAUGUUUCUCCCGAGAGGAAAUCAACAGCACGGUGUGGGAAGUCCCGGAGAAAUACACACGGCUCAAACAGAUAGGGACCGGGGCUUACGGCUCCGUGUGCUCAGCAAUAAAUGAAAAGACUAAAGAGAAAGUGGCCAUUAAGAAGCUCCACAGGCCCUUCCAGUCAGAGAUCUUUGCUAAGAGGGCCUACCGAGAGCUCCGACUGCUCAAACACAUGAAGCAUGAAAAUGUGGUAGGUCUUCUUGAAGUGUUUACAGCUGCUACAAGCCUUGACGACAUGCAGGACUUCUACCUGGUGAUGCCUUACUUGUUUACUGACCUGUCGAAGGUGCGGGGACAUCUCUCAGAGGACAAAGUCCAGUUUCUCGUCUACCAGAUGCUCUGUGGACUCAGGUAUAUCCACAAGGCUGGAAUCAUCCACAGGGAUCUUAAGCCGGGAAACUUGGCAGUGAACCAAGACUGUGAACUGAAGAUCCUUGACUUUGGGCUCGCUCGCAGCACAGAUGCCGAGAUGACGGGCUACGUGGUAACCCGUUGGUACCGGGCACCUGAGGUCAUUCUGAACUGGAUGCACUACACCCAGACGGUGGACAUCUGGUCUGUGGGCUGCAUCAUGGCAGAAAUGAUCAAUGGAAAAACCCUUUUUAAAGGCAAAGACUACAUGGACCAACUGACUCAGAUCAUGAAAGUGACAGGAGUACCUGGAUCAGAGUUCAUCCAGAAGCUGGACAGCCCAGAGGCCAAAACGUAUAUAAAGGCUCUCCCUCGUUAUCCCAGAAAGGACUUCUCUACAUUGUUCCCCAGAUGCAGUGCAAAGGGUAUUGACCUGCUGGAGAAGAUGCUCGUUCUGGACGGAGACGAGAGGCCCACAGCUGAACUCGCUCUGGAGCACCCGUACUUCGACAGCCUGAGGGACCCAGAUGACUUCCCCGAGCCCAAAGCGUACGACGACAGCCAUGACAACGCCACUCUGUCCCUGGAGGAGUGGAAGCGGUUAUGUUUCAAAGAGGUGAAAAGCUUUGUUCCAUUCCCACGGAGGGACUCCAAGAGGAAAAACACUCUGACUAUGUCUCCCUGAUCGGAUGAUGCCUGUCUUGUCACUGUACAGCCAAUGGUGCCCUUGUAUAUUACAACCAUGAACUCGCUCUAUGUCUUGUACCCUGGAUUUAUUUUGAUUUUGAGCCAGUGUUCAGUAGAGUGGUUAAAACACUUUUUUUUAUGUGCAAUUGUCUCCUCAGAGUAGAUUGCCCUUUAUGUUACAAACGGGAUCCUUGUAAAUGUUUUUUUGACGAAAUGUCACAGGGUUUACUGUAAGAUUUACUGUAAUAUUGUUUUUUUGUUUUUAUUCCAAUUAAAAGAUGAGAUUAAAUGUGUAUGAAGUUUUGUGUUUGCAGCAGAGUGUAAAUGUUGCUGCCCGAGACAGUAAACAAACAUUCUGUAUGAACUCAUAGGCGAGUUUUUCUUUUAAAAUUAGAGCAGUCUGAAAGUCUGAAAUUGAAACUGCAUCUUUGAAUGUUAUUUUAGAAAUCAUUUAGGGCUAAAGUUUGUGAUUUGCCUCACCAAUGAAGCCCCCUAAACUUUAAUAACACAAAAUAUCACCACUGUCAACCGGAAUAUUAAACCAUUGCAGUGUGAAUGAUGCGGAAAUUAACUUGUCCCUUUUUUGUGUUUAUGCUUUUUCAUGUCACAGUCCCAUACAGAAACACUGCAAUGUCUGCAUCAUUACUUCACAUUUACCCUUAAUGACUAAACCAAAUCUUUUAGAUCUUUCCAGCAUGGUGCUAUAUACUUAACUGGGACAUUUAGAGGCUGCUGUGUGAUCUAUAAUCUGGCUUUAGGGCAGGGCUGGGCAACUGGCAGCCUGGGGGCCACAUGCAGCCCCUCUGCUCACUCAUCGUGGCCAACAAGUCAUUUUCAAAUAUCAAUAAAUUGUAAACAUGAAGAAAACAUUAAAAAAAAAAGAUCCGUCAUAAAGGAUUAAAACCUGAGUUGCCAAUACAAAACCAUGCACAAAGACCAAAAGCAUUCAAACAUGAAAAAUAGAAUAUUCUCUGUAAUGAUCUUUAAAAGCUGGUAUUUGUUUUGGUCUUUGAAUAAAUUAUGUGCAUGGCUGUAAAUGUUUCUGUAAAACUUUAUUACAUGCAUUACUGAAUGCAUUUGAAAUUCUUUUUGAAAUGUAGGUAAAUUAUACUGUAAUGUAUAACCAAUAAAUACUCUCUUCAUUGUA
Molecule: messenger RNA, 2337 nt
Organism: Labrus mixtus (cuckoo wrasse)
Lineage: Eukaryota; Metazoa; Chordata; Actinopteri; Labriformes; Labridae
Gene: mapk13
Product: mitogen-activated protein kinase 13
Exons: 12
Coding region: 97-1188 (363 amino acids)
Biological process (GO): protein phosphorylation; intracellular signal transduction
Cellular component (GO): nucleus; cytoplasm
Molecular function (GO): ATP binding; MAP kinase activity
Source: RefSeq, a predicted model, not a curated record